Messenger RNA from Cavia porcellus (domestic guinea pig), 2874 nucleotides. RefSeq names its product LSM14A mRNA processing body assembly factor (gene Lsm14a). Lineage: Eukaryota; Metazoa; Chordata; Mammalia; Rodentia; Caviidae. Gene Ontology annotation, molecular function: mRNA binding. The record is from RefSeq and is a predicted model, not a curated record. Gene Ontology annotation, cellular component: P-body. The coding region runs from base 195 to 1589 and encodes 464 amino acids. The transcript is spliced from 10 exons. Gene Ontology annotation, biological process: cytoplasmic stress granule assembly; P-body assembly.
GCCGCCGCCGCUGCCGCCGCCGCGCCGCGGUUUGAGGGCGGGAGGCUGGGGGAGGGUAGCGGAGCCGGCGACGACGCCAUGUUGGGUCUGAGGCGGCUCCUAUAGGCGCCGACAGAGCGAGCGAGCGGGCGGGCGGCGCAGCGACAGCGGUGUGGGAUCUGCCUCUGCGAGCGGCCCGGAGCGGCGGCGGCGCCAUGAGUGGGGGCACGCCUUACAUCGGGAGCAAGAUCAGCCUCAUUUCCAAGGCAGAGAUCCGCUACGAAGGCAUCCUCUAUACCAUCGACACCGAGAACUCUACUGUAGCCCUCGCCAAAGUUCGAUCCUUUGGUACAGAAGACAGACCAACAGAUCGUCCAAUACCACCUCGAGAUGAAGUCUUCGAAUACAUUAUAUUCCGUGGAAGUGAUAUUAAAGACCUCACUGUUUGUGAGCCACCAAAACCACAAUGUUCUUUGCCUCAGGACCCUGCUAUUGUUCAGUCUUCAUUAGGUUCAUCUACUUCUUCAUUCCAGUCAGUAGGUUCCUAUGGACCUUUUGGCAGGAUGCCUACAUACAGCCAAUUCAGUCCAAGUUCAUUGGUUGGGCAGCAGUUUGGUGCUGUUGGUGUUGCUGGAAGCUCCUUGACGUCCUUUGGAUCAGAAACGUCAAACAGCGGUACCUUAUCCCAAAAUAGUGCGGUUGGAUCUGCCUUUACACAGGAUACAAGAUCUAUAAAAACACAGUUAUCUCAAGGUCAUUCAAGCCCUCAGUUAGAUCCUUUGAGAAAAAGUCCAACCAUGGAGCAAGCAGUACAGACCGCCUCAGCCCACUUACCUGCUGCAGCACCUGUUGGGAGAAGGAGCCCUGUAUCAACCAGGCCUUUGCCAUCUACUAGCCAAAAAGCAAUAGAGAAUCAAGAGCACAGGCGAGCUGAAUUACACAAAGUUUCAAGACCAGAAAAUGAGCAACUCAGAAAUGAUAGCAAGAGACAAAUAGUUCCAGGUGCUCCUGCAACUCCAAGAAGAGGGCGUGGAGGUCAUCGAGGUGGCCGGGGACGGUUUGGUAUCCGGCGAGAUGGUCCAAUGAAAUUUGAGAAAGACUUUGAUUUUGAAAGUGCAAAUGCACAAUUUAACAAAGAGGAAAUUGACAGAGAAUUUCACAGUAAACUUAAAUUAAAAGAAGAUAAACUUGAGAAACAAGAAAAACCUGUAAAUGGCGAAGAUAAGGGAGACUCUGGAGUUGAUACCCAAAACAGUGAAGGAAAUGCUGAUGAAGAAGACCCACUUGGACCUAAUUGCUAUUAUGACAAAACUAAAUCCUUCUUUGAUAAUAUUUCUUGUGAUGAUAAUAGAGAACGGAGACCAACCUGGGCUGAAGAAAGGCGAUUAAAUGCUGAAACUUUUGGAAUUCCACUCCGUCCAAACCGUGGCCGUGGAGGGUAUAGAGGAGGCAGAGGAGGUCUUGGUUUCCGUGGUGGCAGAGGACGUGGUGGUGGCAGAGGUGGUACCUUUACUACUCCUCGAGGAUUUCGUGGUGGAUUCAGAGGAGGUCGUGGAGGAAGGGAGUUUGCAGAUUUUGAAUAUAGGAAAGACAACAGAGUUGCUGCAUAGUCUUCAAACAAGUCAUUGAAAGUGGGUGAAUUUGUAGCUCUUCAUGGUCCUGAAAAUUGGUUUCAGUCUUUGUGAAGAAUGAAGAAGUGAAUUUGCUGUAUAUUUGUCACCAGCACUGGGUUUUGUUUAUUUUUCUGCUUAAUUUCAGAGAUACAACACAGUUAACUUUUGGGGGGAGGAAGGCUCAUGUUUUAAAAUGAGCAUUAAAUGUAUUUGGAAUAGCAGAAGGUUAAGCAAUUUCUUAUGUAUAGUUAAACUAAAGCAGUACUCCAGUGGGACUUACAAGUAUUUUUUCAUCACUGAGAGGAUUUUUCUUAUCACUAAAUUGUAUUUGGCAAUUAUUGCAAGUUGCCUGCAAAUAGGGCCAUGAUACUGUGUUUUGAGCCACAGAAGGUUGUGCGCGUGUAUGUGUGUGUCUUUUUCUUUCUUUUUGGAAAUCCUGUAAUAUGAGGUAGUUUAUUUUGUCAAUUAAUUAGGGUGCUGGAUGGUAGAGAAUUUUGUUAGUCAACUAUGUACACACAGUAAAUACUGUUUCUUAGGCAAAGGUAACUUUUUUAUAUAGUUGUAAAAUUCCAUUAUAUUCCAUUGCCAAAGAAACAUUAAGAACUUUGUAUAGCUGUAUAAAAAGCAACUAAUUUUUUAAAGAAUAAACAUUUUAAAGUCAGCAAACAUACUGUGUCUUUGCAGAAGUUGAUAUGCUAAAGAGAAAGUUAUGGAUGGGUCUCUUUUUUUUUUUCUUAGCUUUCCAGGCUUAAGAUUUUUUAAUUUCAGUUUUUAAUGUUUUGAACAUAAAUGAAGAUUUGAUACAUUCUUCCAAAAGGGUAAAUUAUUCAUGCUCAGUGUAAGAACUUCAUUUUGUAGCAAAUGACAUAUCACAGGAUUUGUUAAAUAAUAGAUAUUUUCAGUAUAUGAAUGUAAAUAAUCAUAGAUAAGAAUGUACUUAGCUGUAUUUUCAAAUAAGUAACCCUCCCCCCUUUUUUAAGACACUGAAACUAGGCAUCAAUUAACCUGCUCUUCCUGGUAUACCUGAUAUUUUGUUACAAUGAUGAUUUCAUUCCAUUAUACUUCAGAAAGAUUCAGAGUGUUGAAAAUUAUUUUGGCAACCAUAAUCUAUAUCACGCAGUAACACUUUUCUUGGGCCUGUGACCCACAAAUGACUCAGAAUAGAGUUCAUUGCUAAUUAUAAAUUACUAAUCAAUCUUUUUGAAGUUUUAAGUAAUGGAAAAAAUUAGCCACUUUUGUGUUUUUAUGAAGCCCAUGUAAUAAAAGUAUCCAAAGAUUUAAA